This is a messenger RNA of Cebus imitator (Panamanian white-faced capuchin), 2934 nucleotides long. Its product is annotated as coatomer subunit gamma-1-like. NCBI's taxonomy places the organism in Eukaryota, Metazoa, Chordata, Mammalia, Primates, Cebidae. Gene Ontology annotation, cellular component: endoplasmic reticulum; Golgi membrane; endoplasmic reticulum-Golgi intermediate compartment. Gene Ontology annotation, molecular function: structural molecule activity. The record is from RefSeq and is a predicted model, not a curated record. Gene Ontology annotation, biological process: endoplasmic reticulum to Golgi vesicle-mediated transport; organelle transport along microtubule; protein secretion.
AUGGGGCUCCCGAGGGCCGGCAGUGCCCGGCCCGGGGACGUGCAGGGCGCACGGCGUGGAGCCGGGUCCAGACCCGGCCUGUCCCCUCCCAGGCCCUUCCCCACAGCGCGUUUCCGCCAACCCUUCCCGCUCCUGCAGCCGGGGCCUGCGCCGCGGCCUCCUUCCCAGACCUCCGGGGCCCGGGCGGGGUGUCACGGCAGCCCCCAGUCCCGACGGCAGGCCGGUGGUGCCACACGCGCCGGGCGGUCUGCAGCCCCCUCACCCCCAGUCCCCACCGCAGCUCCGACGGCCUGCCAAGGCACCGCGGCGACCCUGGCCCACGCCCGGAGCACGCCGGCGGCGGCCGCGCCCCCCGCGGAGUCUCACCGGCUGGGAGCAGACCAGCGCUGGGUGGUCCAGGAGUCGCAGGGAGGCGCCACCCGGGGCCAGCACGCCCAGGAACAGCAGGAGCAGCCCCAGCGGGGGCCCCGGGACGGCGGGCGGUGGGCUGAAGUGAAGUCCACUGAGAGCAGCAGCCAGCUUCCACAGUUCAGGAUGUUCCAGUCCAACAAGAAGGUGAAUCCUCUUAGGAUGUGGCGCAACGAUGCCAGCGGGCCUAGGACCGGCCCUGUCUCCUGUUUCCCUGCAAGAGGGGAAGACGCCGGCCAUCCCGGUCAUAAGAGUGACAAUGAGCUGCCCAAUGGGUCUUGGGGUGUCCCUUAUGCUGUGCUGAGGCACAGGAUCCGAGAAAUAAAGAGAUGUACGAAGAAAAUGCAGCUGGGCUCAGGGAGCCACGCCACCUAUGAGCGGAGUCAGGCCUCGAUGCCCUGUGCAGGGGGCAUCAGGGCACUGACAAAGCCCUUCCCAUACAAAGAGCAACACCAGAAAUCCCUCCUGGUGAUGCAGCAACCCCUGCGCUGCCUCACCUACAUAGAAGUAGCCCUAUUCAUGAUGUCACAGACAGUGCCUUUCCCAGUCAUUGCGCUUAAAAUCCGAAGUCCUUCAGUAUCAGAGAGAAACAUCGAUGACGCCGAGAGGCUGCUCGAUGGCUGCGCGCCAGCCGUCCUCCCUGAUUUUACCAGUAGCGCUGUCGGUCCCUGUAGAACCACUGUUGUACCGCUACUCUGUGCCACACCUGGCAAGCAUUGCGUUGCUGCAUUACAUCCCACUGGCUCCACUACAUUGAAGAAAUUUGACAAGAAAAACGAGAAGUCAAGUGGAGGCUCCAACCCAUUCCAGCACCUUGAGAAGAGUGCCAUACUCCAAGAAGCCCGUGUAUUUAAUGAAACUCCCGUCAGUCCUCGGAAAGGUGCCCACAUCCUCACCAAGAUUCUUUAUCUCAUAAACCAUGGGGAACAUCUGGGGACCAUGGAAGCGACCCAGGCCUUCUUUGCCGUGACCAAGCUCUUUCAGUCCAAUGAUCUCACACUCCAUCAGAUGUGCUACUUGACCAUCAAGGAGAUGUCUUGCAUCGAAGAGGAUGUCAUCAUUGUCACCAGCAGCCUAACAAAAGACAUGACUAGCACCAUGCUGCAGGCUACUGAGCGCUGCAUGAAACAGGCCAUUGUAGACAAGGUGCAUGUCUCCAGCUCUGCCCUUGAGUCUUCCUUGCACCUGCUGAAAUGCAGCUUUGACGUGGUCAAGCACUGGGUGAAUGAGGCUCAGGAGGUGGCAUCCAGUGAUAACAUCAUGGUCCAGCACUACACACUAGGGCUCCUGUACCACAUGUGUAAGAAUGACCACCUGGCUGUCAAUAAGAUGAUCAGCAAGGUCACCCGGCAUGGCCUUAAGUCUUCCUUUGCCUACUGCGUGAUGAUCCAAGUGGCCAGCAAGCAGCUGGAAGAGGAGGAUGGUAGCCAUGACAGUCCAUGGUUUGACUUGAUCGAGCGCUGCUUGUGCAACAGGCAUGAGAUGGUGGUGGAAGCUGUCUCUGCCAUCGUCAACCUGCCAGGCUGCAGUGCCAAGGCUGCCCCGGCUGUGCCAGUGCUCCAGCUUUUCUGCAGCUCAGCCAAGUCUACUCUCCAUUAUGCAGCUGUUCACACCCUCAGUAAGGUUGCCAUGAAGCAUCCAUCAGCUGUGACAGCUUGCAGUCUAGAUCUGGAGAACCUGGUCACGGAUUCAAACCGCAGCAUUGCCACGCUGGCCAACAUCACCUUCCUUAAGACAAGCAGUGAGAGCAGCAUCGACCGCCUUAUGAAGCGGAGGACUCUCAUUCCUCGGUGCCUAUAUGGGGAGUUGCCCACAGUGUUUCAGUGUGACUGCACAAACACACUCAAUGGCCAGACCCCGGAGAAUGUCACAGUGCAUGAGCCCACUGAGGUCUAUGAGGGGCUCUGUUACGUGCCUGCCCAGAGCUUGUCCUAUAACCAGCCUGGGACCUGCUACACACUGGUGGCACUGCCCAAAGGAGACCCCACAGCUGUGGCCUGGACAUUCAGCUGCAUGCUGAAGUUCACAAUCAAGGACUGUGCUCCCACCACUGGGGAUGAAGGCUGUGAGGAUAAGUAUGUGCUGAAAGAUCUGGAAGUUACUGUAGCUGACCACAUUCAAAAGGUCAUGCAACUGAACUUCAAAACAGCCUGGUAUGAGGUAGGCGAUGAAUUUGGGAAGGAGGAAAUGUUCACCUUGUGAACAUUUGGGAAGGCUGUGGAUAACAUCAUGAAAUUCUUGGGAAUGCACCCUUGUGAGAGGUCAGACAAGGUGCUUGAUGACAAGAACACCCACACAUUGCUCCUGGAUGGUGUGUUCUGGGGUGGUCGUGACAUCCUGGUUUGCUCUCAGUUGCUGCUUUUGGACACAGUGACAAUGCAGGUGACAGUCAGAAGUUUGGAGGAGCUGCCAGUAGAUAUCAUUUUGGCACUGUGUGUUAAGCGGCCAACCUGCAUAGGACCUUAUGCCCUUCCCCAACACUAUCUGGAAACCCCUUCCCAAGCUUCUGUAUUCAAAAACAAUUAG